AUGGCAUUGGGACAGGCGGAGGGAGUUGCUGUUUGCAGAGAUGCUGGGCGUACCGCAGAAUCGGGGGAUCCCAUGUGUUCUAGUCCCUACAACUUUCAUUGGUUUGGAAUACCUGAAAGAUUCGUAUUCGUGACGGUACAACUAAACAACUACAGGCACACUCGUUUCUGUUCCUGGAUUGCGAUGGAUUCGUAUUUCAAAGGUGUACAUGGUAUGUUGAUUAGAAUAGUUGUGAUGGGGUUGCAGGGGGAAAAGAGGCUCUCAACGUGUGUCUUCGUGGGAAUUAGAAGAGGCUCUCAACGCGUGUCUUCGUGGGAAUUAGAAGAGGCUCUGAACGUGGAAUUUCGCCAGACUUCGUGGGAUUUAGAAGAGGCUCUGAACGUGGAAUUUCGCCAGACUUCGUGGGAUUUAGAAGAGGCUCUGAACGUGGAAUUUCGCCAGACUUCGUGGGACUUUAGAAGAGGCUCUGAACGUGGAAUUUCGCCAGACUUCGUGGAACUUAGAAGAGGCUCUGAACGUGGAAUUUCGCCAGACUUCGUAGGAUUUAAAAGAGGCUAUCAACGCGGGACUUCGUGGGAUUUAGAAGAGGCUAUCAACGCGGCGCUUCGUGGGAUUUAGAAGAGGCUAUCAACGCGGCGCUUCGUGGGAUUUAGAAGAGGCUAUCAACGCGGCGCUUCGUGGGAUUUAGAAGAGGCUAUCAACGCGGCGCUUCGUGGGAUUUAGAAGAGGAU
Eufriesea mexicana is the source of this 731-nucleotide messenger RNA. RefSeq lists its product as uncharacterized. The coding region runs from base 1 to 618 and encodes 205 amino acids. Lineage: Eukaryota; Metazoa; Arthropoda; Insecta; Hymenoptera; Apidae. The record is from RefSeq and is a predicted model, not a curated record. The transcript has 4 exons.